AUGAACAAACCGCCACAGCCUAUAACGGGACCUACUACUGUCCCUAACCCUGCCCCUUCCCCAGGACUGACACAGGCUGCCUACGGAUCUGGACAGCCCACAUCUCUCGUUUUUGCCACCCCUCCACCUCCACAAAUGAAUUCAGCGCCUCCACCAAGACAGGGUUACUAUCAAAACCGGCCAGCUAUGCCCACCACUGCUCCCAGGAUACAGCCGACCAGUGGCCCACGGCCUGUCGCGCCUCAUGUCUAUCCCCCUGGCUCCCAGAUGAUGAUGAUCCCCCAACAGCAGAUCCCUUUUGCUGGAUCCCCCCAGGGCUACUUCAUCCCCCAAGGGCAGUAUCGGACCCCAUACAUGACCACCCAGCAGUAUCCUGUUACUAGUGGAACAGCUAGUUUCUAUCCAGGGACAAGCCCAGCUGAAUACCCUGGGUUUGCAGGAGCAUUUUAUUCCCCACAGCCGCAGUAUGCUCCAUCUGUACAGGCGCCACCAAUCAUGGUUAACCCAGCGCAGCAACAGCAGCCUGCUCCACCUCCUCAACAAGCUCCGCCCCCACCACAAGGCCCAGUAAAGCGGGAGCGUAAACCGAUAAGAAUACGAGAUCCAAACCAAGGUGGACGUGACAUUACUGAGGAAAUCAUGUCAGGGGGGCGCUCCUCCACUACACCAACCCCUCCACAGCCCCCCUUGGCAGAGAGUCCUGCUAAAACUAAUGGAGACGUGAUGCCACCGCAAAGAGAUGAAAGUGUUGAACGUUCUUCCUGCGCUGAUUCUUCACCGCCUCCUGCUUCCACUACUCCGGCGCCUUCAACACAAGUACCUGCAGUGCCACAAGUUCAGAAUGGAGAUUCCAGUUUAGAUGGAGAUCUCAAGCCCACUGUUGGUAUCAAGACAGAGUCCGUUCUCCCCAACGGCUUUCCACAAGGCACUGAAGAGAUGUCAGAGGAUGUGGAAUUAUCUGACGCUAAACCACUUGACCAGUCUGACACGUGUCAAUCUCAGGAACCUUCCUCAUUGGAAAAAACUGCAAUGCCCACCCUGGAACAAGAGGAGGGUGACAAAGAGGUGAAAAAUGAGAAAACAGUGGUUACUGCACCACCCCCAGCUGCCUCUUCCACAGAGGAGUCCACUAUGCAAGUUACAGCUGCUACAUCUGUGCCAAAGAAAAAAAAGAGCAUGAAAGAGCUUAACAAGAAGGAGGCCAUUGGGACUCUACUGGAUGCCUUCACAGAGCAGAAGGAUACUAAACCCCCUCCUGAGCAUGUGGCCAUUCAGGCUGUGCCUGCCUUGACCACAGCUGAUGUUCCAGCAGAGGUUGCAGAUGAGACCUGGGAAGAGAAGGAAGACAAACAAAAUGAAAUUAAAAACCAAGCUGAGGCUACAGACCAGAAAUAUCAAUAUAAAGAAGAACAGUGGAAACCAAUUAAUCCUGAAGCAAAGAAGCGGUACGAUAGGGAGUUUUUGUUGGGAUUUCAGUUCAGCAAUGCCAGUAUGAACAAACCAGAGGGUUUGCCAAUCAUCAGCGAUGUUGUUCUUGACAAGGUAAACAAGACUCCCCUGCGUCCUGUUGAUCCAGCUCGAUUAAUGAAUGCUGGUCCUGAUUUCACGCCCUCAUAUUUGGGCAACUUGGGAAGCAGAUCGAUGGGAGGACCACGUGGCCCACCUCCAGGCCCUCGCCGUUCUCAGCAAGGUCAACGAAAAGAACCUAGGAAAAUAAUUAGCAGUUUGAAUGAGGACAUUCAGCUGAACAAAGCAGAAAAAGCUUGGAAACCAUCUGUGAAAAAGUUAGUCACACGUGGACGAGAAGAACCGGAGGAGGAGGACCCUGAUUUGAACAAGACUCAGGAAGUGUUGAAGCGACUGCGUAGCAUCCUUAACAAACUCACCCCUCAGAAGUUUCAAGAGCUGAUGAAGCAGGUUACAGAGCUGCCAAUAGACACUGAGGAGAGACUAAAAGGAGCCAUUGAUCUCAUUUUUGAAAAGGCCAUCAUGGAACCUAACUUUUCUGUAGCUUAUGCCAACAUGUGUCGAUGUCUUAUGGGGUUAAAAGUACCUACUGGGGAAAAACCCGGAGCUACAGCUAACUUUCGGAAACUGCUGCUUAAUCGUUGUCAAAAGGAAUUUGAAAAGGAUCAAGACGAUGAUGAAAUAUUUGAGAAAAAACAAAAAGAGCUGGAUGCCUCAAAAGAAGGUGAAGAGCAUGACCGCUUGAAAGCGGAGCUAGAUGACGCGAGAGACAAGGCCCGACGGCGGUCACUUGGAAACAUCAAGUUCAUUGGCGAACUAUUCAAACUGAAGAUGUUGACAGAAGCCAUUAUGCAUGACUGUGUUGUAAAACUAUUGAAGAAUCAUGAUGAGGAGUCUCUCGAGUGUCUUUGCAGGCUGCUGUCUACAAUUGGCAAAGACCUGGACUUUGAAAAAGCCAAGCCCCGUAUGGACCAGUAUUUUAACCAAAUAGACAAAAUCAUAAACGAGAAAAAAACGUCAUCAAGAAUUCGUUUCAUGCUGCAAGAUGUCUUGGAUCUCAGAAGGAGCAACUGGGUGCCCAGAAGAGCGGACCAAGGACCUAAAACAAUUGACCAGAUUCACAAGGAGGCAGAGCAGGAAGAGCAUCAGCAGCAAAUGAGGGCCCAGCAGCAACUUCUGUCAAGGAAGGAUGGGGGCGGUGGCGGCGGCGGUGGCGGCGGCGGUGGCGGCGGCGGUGGCGGUGGUGGCGGCGGUGGCGGCAGAAUGAACAUGGGCGGCCGAGGCUCACACACUCCUGGGGGCAGGACCAGUCAGCCUCAGGACGAAGGAUGGAACACUGUCCCUAUCUCCAAAAACAGACCCAUUGACACCACUCGUCUCAGCAAAAUCACUAAGCCUGGUGCAUUGGACUUCAACAAUCAGUUGCUAGCUCCAGGUGGAAAAGGGAUGUGGAACAGCUGGGGAAAAGGCAGCAGUGGAGGAAGUGGAACCAAACCAUCCAGUGGAGAGCAGGAUUCGAAUCGUCCUGCUACGAGUACACUGAAUCGGUUCUCAGCUCUGCAGUCUGGUCCCGUGUCGUCCUCAGAGUCUGAACGCAGAGUUCCUCAGAGGUCAAGCUCCAGCCGUGAACGUGGCGGUAGUGAAAGGGACCGCUUUGACCGCUUUGACCGGCGGGAAGGUCUUGAUGGCGAUCGGAGCAAUCGCACUGAAAUCACAAAGAGAAGCUUCAGCCGAGAAUCCCAGGAGCGAAAUCGAGGAGGAGACGGCCGGAGUGCCCUGGACUCUGUGCGGCGUGUGGCCAGCAUGACCGAGAGCAGGGACAGGAGGGGCAGCAGGGACCGUGGCAGCAGGGACCGUGGCAGUCGUGACAGGACCACCAGGGACCAGGGCAGCAGGGACCGGGGCAGCCGCGACCAGGGCAGCCGUGACAGGACCAGUAGGGACCAGGGCAGCCGCGACCGGGGCAGUAGGGACCGUGCUUCAAGCAAAGACAUAUCUUCUGUUAAGCGUGACAGUGCCCUAAUGCCGCCUCCUUCGAAGCCUGCCAUGUCUGAAGAGGAGUUGGAGAAGAAAUCAAAUGCCAUAAUUGAAGAAUACCUCCACAUUAAUGACUUGAAGGAAGCACUGCAGUGUGUUGCAGAGCUGAACUGUGCCUCGCUGCUUUUUGUCUUUGUCCGGGUCGGUUUCGAAUCGACACUGGAGCGCAGCGUCAUGGCCAGGGAGCACAUGGGGCUGCUUCUGCAUCAGCUUGUCAAGGCUGGGACUUUGCCUCCACAGCAGUACUACAAAGGACUCCUUGAGGUAUUGGAAGUGGCAGAGGAUAUGGAAAUAGAUAUACCUCAUAUCUGGCUUUACCUUUCUAACCUCAUCAGCCCUAUGUUGCAUGAAGGUGGGCUCGGGAUGGGGCAGCUCUUCAGGGAGAUUUCAAAGCCUUUAGUGCCUCUUGGAAAAGCUGGUGUGCUACUGGUACAAAUCUUGAACACGCUCUGUAAAGGAAUGAGCCCCAAGAAAGUCGGGGCCAUGUGGAUCGAAGCUGGCCUGAAUUGGAAGGAAUUUAUUCCCAGUGAAGAUGACGUUAACAAAUUUGUCACAGAUCAGAAACUGGAAUAUACCUUGGGAGAAGAGGUGGCAUCUAAAGAAGGCAGUAAAAAAGUUUUCUCUGGAGAAGAGCUGAGCAAAGAACUGGAUAGACUCCUUCAGGACAAAGCUGACAACCAGCGAAUCCGCGACUGGAUUGAGGCAAAUUUGGAUGAACAACAACCUGGAUCCAAUCAGUUCGUUCGGGCAUUGAUGACAUCAGUGUGUCAGUCUGCCAUCAUCUGUGAUAACCCAUACAAAGUGGACACAGAUCAGAUUAAUCAGCGCGCCAGCUUGCUGCAGAGGUUUCUUUAUGAUGAACAGAAGGAGCUGCAGGCCCUUUAUGCCCUUCAAGCACUAAUGGUACACAUGGAACAGCCAGCGAACUUGCUGCGCAUGUUCUUCGAUGCCUUGUAUGAUGAGGAUGUGAUAAAAGAAGAGGCCUUUUACAAAUGGGAGUCUAGUAAAGACCCAGCAGAGCAGACGGGGAAAGGCGUUGCCCUGAAAUCUGUCACAGCCUUCUUCACUUGGCUCCGUGAGGCUGAGGAAGAGUCCGAUAAAGACUAA
Messenger RNA from Knipowitschia caucasica, 4611 nucleotides. Lineage: Eukaryota; Metazoa; Chordata; Actinopteri; Gobiiformes; Gobiidae. The record is from the annotation of a GenBank genome assembly.